AAACUUCCUCUUCUUCAAUUCCCGCAUCAUCAGGAAAACGAUGUCAACAACGGCAAGGAAGUCAUGCCCAUUGGUCCAAAUUUGGGGACGCGGUGCAUAAAAUCCCCGCAAGAGGACGAGACAAAAGAGUCUGAGAAACUCACCUCUGAGCAGAAGCUCCCCCUCCACCCGUGACACCAUGACCGAAUCGUGCUGCUCCCCUUGCUGCCAGCCUACGUGCUGCAGGACCACCUGCUGCAGGACCACCUGCUGCCAGCCCAGCUGCUGCGGGUGCGGCGGCGGCUGUGGACAAGGCGGCUGCGGGUCCAGCUGCUGUGGGUCCUGCUGCUGCCAGCCUUGCUGCUGCCGCCCAACUUGCUGCCAGACCACCUGCUGCAGGACCACCUGUUGCCGGCCCAGCUGCUGUGUGUCCAGCUGCUGUCAGCCCAGCUGCUGUGGCUCCAGCGGCUGCGGACAACCUUGCUGUGGCUCCAGCGGCUGUCAGAAGUUCGGUGACUGCUGCGUGCUUCGUCUGGGUGUGCUGCGGCUGUUUCUAUCGCCCUGCUUGAUUCUGCCUUCACACACGGAAGAGAUGAACUCGCAUAUCCUGCAGCCGAGAGUCUUCGAUCGAACUGGGAUAGGCAGUCCCCGCAAGAGGACGAGACAAAAGAGUCUGAGAAACUCACCUCUGAGCAGAAGCUCCCCCUCCACCCGUGACACCAUGACCGAAUCGUGCUGCUCCCCUUGCUGCCAGCCUACGUGCUGCAGGACCACCUGCUGCAGGACCACCUGCUGCCAGCCCAGCUGCUGCGGGUGCGGCGGCGGCUGUGGACAAGGCGGCUGCGGGUCCAGCUGCUGUGGGUCCUGCUGCUGCCAGCCUUGCUGCUGCCGCCCAACUUGCUGCCAGACCACCUGCUGCAGGACCACCUGUUGCCGGCCCAGCUGCUGUGUGUCCAGCUGCUGUCAGCCCAGCUGCUGUGGCUCCAGCGGCUGCGGACAACCUUGCUGUGGCUCCAGCGGCUGUCAGCCAGCCUGCUGUCCCCCUGUGUACUGCAGGAGGACCUGCUACCACCCCACCUGUUGCUGCUUGCCCGGAUGCCUCGCCCAGGGCUGUGGAUCCAGCUGCUGCUAGCCUGCUUGCCAGCCAAACGGCUGCCAUAACGCCUGCUGGAGGACCACCACAUACCCACGGCGGCCGCGGCCACCCCUGCUGCGUCUCCAGCUGCUGCCAGACUUCCUACGGACAACCGCCUCACCAAGAACCCACAAGGGCACACAGCACUGACUGGCCAGCGGGGAAACGGACACUGCCAAACGUUGCCGAAAGCCCGCAUGCAGUCGCCAACAUUUCUGCUACUCAUCUGCCUGUUUAAAAACCUUGGGAAUCGGCUUGAGGAAGUGUGGACCACUUCUCCUGAUUCUCUUCUUCCUCAGGUCUAGGGUGUCCCCUGCCAGCGUCACGCAGCCGGACGUGGAGUCAAGAUCUCUGCCUUGACUCCACAGUCAAGAUCGUCAUCCUGCCUGACGACCUUGGAGAAAUAAACCCCCUCACACCUGAUAGAAAUGUAUUCUUUUGCAACUAUUAAUGUCUGCGCAAGGAGGGUUUCCUUCUCAGUGCAUUCAUGGUCCUUGUAUGCGGAUUUCGUCCUGUCGGGACCCUUCUGCACGUCUCCCUAGACCCAGGGACUCUCACACGAGUG
Molecule: messenger RNA, 1679 nt
Organism: Lutra lutra (Eurasian river otter)
Lineage: Eukaryota; Metazoa; Chordata; Mammalia; Carnivora; Mustelidae
Product: keratin-associated protein 9-2-like
Exons: 3
Coding region: 179-1111 (310 amino acids)
Cellular component (GO): keratin filament
Source: RefSeq, a predicted model, not a curated record